Messenger RNA from Melanaphis sacchari, 1148 nucleotides. RefSeq names its product peptidyl-prolyl cis-trans isomerase-like. Gene Ontology annotation, cellular component: intracellular membrane-bounded organelle. The transcript is spliced from 5 exons. Gene Ontology annotation, molecular function: peptidyl-prolyl cis-trans isomerase activity. Bases 91 to 825 code for a protein of 244 amino acids. The record is from RefSeq and is a predicted model, not a curated record. Gene Ontology annotation, biological process: protein peptidyl-prolyl isomerization. NCBI's taxonomy places the organism in Eukaryota, Metazoa, Arthropoda, Insecta, Hemiptera, Aphididae.
UGUUCAGCACACGUCGUACAGACUAAUAAUAUUAAUUAUUUUACCGUCGUCUCCUUCAGUGCGGGUCGUCUCUCUGCGUGUGUGUGAACGAUGGUUUUCAAUUUCCCUGCGGUCGUGUGCGCGUUGGUGGCAAUCGUCGACGGCGGAUGCCAUGCGACCGACCUCCAGACGUUCACGGUGACCGACGUGGCAUACUUGGAUGUGGAGGUAGCUGGAACAGAGUUGGGUACGAUUGAAAUCGGUCUUUUUGGUGAAAUUGCACCGAAAACGGUGACUAACUUUAUCACCAUUCUGACAGAAGGUAUAAACGGCCGAACUUACGCUGGCACCAAAUUCCAUCGGGUAUUCAAUAAGUUCGUCAUUCAAGGUGGAGACAUAUUGAACAAUGACGGAAGCGGGUCUAUAAGCAUAUACGGUGACACAUUUCCCGAUGAAAAUCUGAAAGUGAACGCUACAAAGCCAGGAUUUGUAGGAAUGGCUAAUUCUGGUCCAGACACAAACGGAUGUCAGUUUUUCAUAACGACCAGGUCCACGCCGAGUUUGGAUGGAGAGCACGUAAUGUUCGGCAUCGUGAUCGAAGGACAGGAGGUCAUACACGCCGUUGAACAGCAGCUGACAGACCAUCUGGGCAGGCCCACUAAAGAGAUACGAAUAACGAAAUGCGGCUUGCUGAAGCGGCGGCCGCCAUUCGACGUCACGGACCAUCCGCGCAAUUCGAAUGUUUGGAAAUGGAUAAGAGCGUCUGCUCUACCAGUUUCAAUGUCUACGGCUAUAUUAUUACUAUUCCAGUGGAUGAUAGCUCAAAUCAAUAAAGCGAUUCUCUAAUGAGUAACGAAGCUAGUACACAACAUGACUACAAACACCAAGCGACAUAGAUAUCUGGACGUGUGUACACCAACAAUCAACAUAAUAAACAACAAUAAUUGGCUAAAUAUUAUUCAUUGUUCCACACAAAAUAAUGGGAUAAAAAUCGAACGUUUUUCAUUUUUCGUUUAAAAGCUAUAUGCAUAAUAUUACAAUCUGAAUGAUUUUUUUUUACGCGUAGACAGCAAUAACAAACAAAUUAUAUCUCCACAAAUAAUAUUCAUAUAUAUUAUAUGUAGGUACUUACUACUUAUUACACAUACGACAUACCUGUUUAUAUUUGU